Messenger RNA from Ananas comosus (pineapple), 1261 nucleotides. RefSeq names its product steroid 5-alpha-reductase DET2. Gene Ontology annotation, biological process: brassinosteroid biosynthetic process. The record is from RefSeq and is a predicted model, not a curated record. NCBI's taxonomy places the organism in Eukaryota, Viridiplantae, Streptophyta, Magnoliopsida, Poales, Bromeliaceae. Gene Ontology annotation, molecular function: 3-oxo-5-alpha-steroid 4-dehydrogenase activity. Gene Ontology annotation, cellular component: membrane.
UUGAUGGUUAAUAGAAUAGAAUAGAAUGGUGGAUUACAUUAUGCAAACAGGAAUAAUUGUAUUUAUAUUUUACAUCAUUAAAUAUGAUAUGUACAGGUACAGCCAAUUCCAAUACCCCGGCCGUUAUUAAAAAAAAGUAAAAAAUAAAAGUAAAAUAAUUUUCUUUUUUGAGAGGUAUUAUUAAUUCGAGUCCUCAAGUCCCGUUCCGACCUCGUCCAUAGACUCCCAUAGUCGUCCGUCCUCGUAGAUAAAGAUAAAAAUAGACCCUCCAGCAGUUUGGAGUGAAGGAGGAGAGAGAGAGAGAAUGUGGUGGUCGUCGUGGUCGUCGGACGAAGCGGUGUUCUCGGGUGCGCUGCUGACGAUGUACGUGGGGGCGGCGCUGACGGUGCUGUCGCUCCAGUUCGCGGCGGCCCCGUACGGGCGGCACGUGGGCCCGGUCGCGGUGGCGUGGUCGGUGAUGGAGAGCCCGACGCUGUGGCUCUUCUGGCUGGUGUUCCCCCUGGGCCGGCAGCGGUCCCACCCGAUCGCCCUGGCCGCCGCCGCCCUCUUCCUGGUCCACUACACCCACCGCACCCUCGUCUACCCGCUCCGCCUCCUCCGCUCCUCCUCCCGGCCCAAGCCCGUCCCGCUCCUCGUCGCCGCCCUCGCCUUCGCCUUCAACCUCCUCAACGCCUACCUCCAGGCCCGAUCCGCCUCCCACUACGCCCGCUACCCCUACCCCUACCCCUACCCCGGCCGGGCGGCGUGGCUCCGCGUCGCCCUCGGCGCCGCCCUCUUCGCCUGGGGGAUGCGGCUGAACGUCGCCUCCGACCGGGCGCUGCUGCGGCUCAAGGAGGAGGCGCGCGGCGGCUACAAGGUGCCCCGGGGGGGCUGGUUCGACCUGGUGGCGUGCCCCAACUACAUGGGCGAGGCGGCGGAGUGGCUCGGCUGGGCGAUCGUCGCCUGGUCCCCCGCCGCCCUAGCCUUCUUCCUCUACACCUGCGCCAACCUCGGGCCCAGGGCCAGGGCGCACCGCCGCUGGUACCGCCUCAAGUUCGGCGACGACUUCCCCGCCGCUAGGAAGGCCUUCAUCCCCUUCAUCUACUAAACUACAUUUUCCCUUUCCUUGCUAUUGUUAUUAUCGAAGGUGUCAAAUUUCGCCAUCUCAAUUUCAGUCCGCUACCAGAGUUUGAAUCGUAAUAGAGAAAGGUCUAACAAUGGUGCCAAAUUUCAUCUUCCCACAAAGGUAGUAAACUAAUAAAAGAGAACAAUAUUUGCUACA